Drosophila bipectinata is the source of this 1149-nucleotide messenger RNA. RefSeq names its product mucin-2. Lineage: Eukaryota; Metazoa; Arthropoda; Insecta; Diptera; Drosophilidae. The record is from RefSeq and is a predicted model, not a curated record.
CCUCCAGUCAUGUCGUCAAACAGAAUCCGGCCGGAAUAUGCACUUCUGCUGCUGUUGGGGCUGCUGGCGACGCUAAUCCCGUUGCAGCUGGCGGCACCAGUUACGACGGAUUCUGAUCCGGAUACGAGCUUGGAUUCGAAUUGGGAUCCGGCGGACACCACCAUAAGCCCGUAUACCGAGGAUUCAACCACCGUUUCUCAAGCUGAAACUGAAGUGGAUGGCCAACGCAUCGACUGCAAAUUGACUUUCGAUGCGGCGACAAUGGAGUCGUUAGGCUGCCACAAUAAAGCUGUGGUGCCCUCAGCGUCAGUGGGGGCGGAAUUGGGACCGGCACCGGGACCGGAUAGUGCGGCUAAUAAGCCAGAGGAUAUUGCACAGGAUCCAGAGGUCCUGCCAUUGCAAAUGCAACGCCACUUGAAAAGACCCGAUAGUCAGCCCAUCUAUGAAUUACAAUUGGUUGUUUGGCCCAGUGACAUUGAGGACGGUGAUGACUUUAGUCCGCCACUUGCCACCACCACUACCACCACCACCAGCACUAGUAGCACUACAAAAGCACCAACAACAACAACUACUGGCAGCACAACCACCACAAUUGGGACACCUAUUGAGCAAAUAUGGCCAUUGUAUGAGGAUCAAUUGGUCGUAUUCCCGCAAAUGGACUUUGAAGAGGAGAAUCUUGAUUAUUUCUUCGACGAUGUGGGACCAUCCAGCACCACCACACCACCACCGCCCACCACUCCCAGCUCUACCACAUGGCAUCCCACUGGCACGCCCACACCAACACCCAUUUAUGUUGUGCAAAAUUAUCACGUCAUCCAUCCCAAUGGCACUGAGGAGUACAAACUGGUAAUGAGCAAUGGUCUUGUAAACUAUAAGAAGAUCUACACGAAAACAGUCGGUGACCAGGUGGUUAAUGUCCAGGAGGGCUACAACUCUGUGCCGAUUCCCGGCCCCAGAAAUCAAAUCCAAACCCAAUACUUCAUUGCCGAUGAGCGUGGCUAUAAUGUCUAUAGAAUUGAAGUCAGCCCCCGGCAGUCGGGAUUGCCCAAAAAUUUGCAUUACAAAGCCACAAAAACGACCUAAAUGUGAGUGAAGUUGGCCAGGAUUUUCAAACUGACUGACACAGUGUCCUGAUUCGAAUCAUAUUUU